Messenger RNA from Trichomonas vaginalis G3, 273 nucleotides. RefSeq lists its product as uncharacterized. The record is from RefSeq and is a predicted model, not a curated record. Lineage: Eukaryota; Parabasalia; Trichomonadida; Trichomonadidae. The coding region runs from base 1 to 273 and encodes 90 amino acids. The transcript has a single exon.
AUGUCAGCUGUUGAGCAUGGUGCUAACUCUGCUUCCCGCAAGAUCCUCGCUCUCCACCAGAAGGAAAUUGAUGAGAAGACAAACCACCACGAGAAGGUUCAUGGUGUAGACCCACUCCAUACAUCUCACAAGGAAGUCCAAGUCAAGAAGGCUCCAGUUGCUCACGGUCAUGCUGGUCAGGGCAAACCAGCCGCUGCUCCAGCCGGUGAUGCUGCCAAGGCUCCAGCUGCUGCUGCUGCCGCCGAUAAGAAGCCAGCUGAAAAGAAGAAAUAA